AUGUGUAACAAUUAUUUUACUUAUAUUAGUGUAAUGUUUCCACAAGGUUAUAAAUUUUAGUAAAUGAAAGAGACAACUGCUCUCUCUCUCUCUCUCUCUCUCUCUCUCUCUCUCUCCAGUCCCUUUCGCUAUCUAUAUUCUAAUCACUUAUUUAAUUUUUUUCUCAAUUAAUUAACCCUUAGUAACUUCAACGGAGGAUUCCCCACUUGUGAUAGGAUUGAGAUGGACUCUAAAAUAAUUCAUUUAAAUCAUGACAUCUUCACUUAGCUACUUUGUUAUGAUCUUAUUUAAAAUAAAUUGAGUAUAUCCCUUCAACCCCUAGUUGACUCAGCUACUAGUCUAUUUUCCUAUCUUAACCACCAAAAUUUAAUCCCAUCUUUUGCUUUACUCGAAAAUUUAUAAGUUUUUUAACGUAAAUUGGGGCACUGUGUCUAGCUAGCUAUAGAGCUAAGGUUUUCUUAUAUGGCUUACCACUAGAUUUUUGGCAUGCCCACUAACUCAAGUAUGCCAUCUUUUUUGGACCCUACGUUUACUCUAUGAAAAACCAAAUUACGUUAAGGGAAUCUUCAUCAUCAAAUCAUGUGAAAUUUUUUCAUAGAAAUUUUUCUUCUAUUUCACUAGUUUCUAUAGGAACACAAUCACAAGUCAAGUGAAUUUUUUGGGGUUGGAAAUAAUGCUCAAAUCAUUUAAAAUAUUCAUCACUUUGAUUAUGGUUGACUAAAACAUGAUUGUAUUAAAAUAUAAAAGAUAUAAAAUAUUGCAUUAGCACCUUAAGAAAGUGAUAAAUUGUAAUAGGUUUAAAACAUAAAACCAAGUGAGAUAAUUAAAGCACAACUUCGGUAGAAGAGUAGGUUAGGAAGUUUUAACAUCAUGUGCACUAUGAUUUUCUUACUUCUUCAGACCUUCAAGUUUUCUUCACACUAAUUGAAUAUCAGAUUGAAACAUAGGAGCCAAGAAAUUUGUCCCAAAAAUAACCAACGAAAAAGAAAUCAGAUUUAAAUUAUUUUACUUCGCAGGCUUGAACUUGAAUCCACCAUUUUUACCCGUGAAGCAUAACACUUAAAUAAUGAUUUUAAGGAAAUAUUUUAUUCCGAUAAAAUAAGAAAAUUUAUAUCUCAAAUUUCCAGUGAUCUAGGAGCUCCUUGCUUCAUCCAUUUAUAUCCUUUUGAUGAUCUUCCAGCCCUCACAGACAGACUUACACGCACAAUAAGAAAGCAUUAAUCUUCAUGGAAACAAUGGGAAAUGAAUAUGGGAACAAUUUAUUCUUUUCAUCUGAAUUUUUUGACUAGGAAUUGAUUACACAACACGCCUUCAUUCCAUUCAUGGAAAGGAAAGAAUAACUGAAGCUGUUUACCCUUUCAUUCACGUGCUUGAGAGAAAUCUGGUAACAUCUGAAGGGCCGGCACAUUAUUAUUAUGGAAGAUCAGGCUAAAGCUGCUCCUAAAACUGCCACUGGAGGAUGAAAUUUACAUCUCUGUAUGGAAUAAUUUUCCAAAUCAGGCAAUGGUUUCCUUCUCGGAACAUCACCAGAUAAACCCAAACGAUGCCCAACACUUUAAACAAGAAACAUCAAAAAUCUAAAUGAGAGGUUCUGAGAGCUCCAUCUCAUUAGAGCUCUCCUGGGUAGCAACCUGAUGGUGGACAAUAUUCAACCCCAGCCACUGCCAUGGCCAGCAGAUAUAUCUCUGCCGUAGUUGACUCCUGGAUUCCUCCACGUUCUCUGACUCGCCCAGUUGCUGGGUCAACUCCUCCAGCCUCUCCCUUAACCUGGCAGACCUCAUGUCAGCCAACCUUAAGGAUUUCUCAGCUGCGUCCCUCGCAGCAAUGGCUGCCAUGGAGGUUUCCUCUUUGAAUUUGAGCUUGCUCUCCAACUCUGAGACGGCCUGCUUUGCAUCUUCCAGUUCUUGGCGAAGGGAUGAUAGCUACAGAUUAAAUAUCCAAAAUUUAGUAAGAAACUACACUGAAAAAAAAGAAAAAAAAAAAAAGUAAAGUCGCAAGGACAUAUUAUAUAACAGUCUUAGUCGGUCAGUGAUAUGAAUUACUAGCGAAGGGCUGAAGGCAACUAGUCAAAAGAAACAGAUUCAGUGACAUAUUAACUGAAAAAAUGUGAGAAGUUGCAACCAAAUAAAUAUAAGUUCCUAAGUUAAUGACAGCAUAAAUUUGGAUGUACACGACUGCCUCAUUUCGAGUAAGAUGCAAAAUUAGAAAUUGCAUUCUUAAAACUAAAGACCGUUUUCCUAACCAAAGGAUCCAAUAAAUGGAAAUGAGAAUCCACGAAGCAGACGGGAUAUCACUAGAAAAGGAAACAGAAUAGGAACAGGAAGGAAAACUUUUGGAUCUUGACCAGAUAUAAAUAUAGGAAAAAGGAAAAUAUCUGUAUUUAGUAAAUUCAUUAAUAGAGACAUCCUCUACAAAUUCAAGGAUAUAUACUGAUGCAAGCUGAGCAUGAUUUUUUUAACAGAUUAUAUAAUUCAUCAUGCAACUAGGAUCAUUUCUCCUCCAGCUGCAAAUUAUUACGUGAGUAACAGUGGCUAUCCUUAUUUCAACAAAUAUCAUAUGGCCUUCUGAGUGUCUGUACAUUUCACAAUAUAGGAAGGCUAUACAAUAUCCUGAUUUCAACGCGAAUCUUAACUGGUAAUCCUUGGAUUAAGAACAUUACAGCUUAUUUGGCUUAGUCUACUACAACUAUCUUUCCACAUCCUCAACCAUACUCGGUUUCAACUUCAUACUUUACAAAAGGAAUAAGAAUUUUAUUUUUUUUGGGUGGCAACUACACAGGUAAUCUUUUAUAACAAUGGCUAUCUUCCUCCUUAAAUGCCCAUUUAUUAUUAUUCAUAUAUAUCGACAUAGAGACCCAUACUCCAGUCAUCCAACUUGAGAGUCUAAUUAUACAAAAACUGGAGAGUGGGGAUCCCAUGAAACAAUUAGCUAGGAAAUUUAAACCGAAACUAACUCAAUUCUCAGAAUUAGAGGCCUUUGCACAAUUCGCUACGGAUCUUAAUAAAGCUACUCAUAAACAGUCAGAAAGAGGCCAACGAUUAAUUCAAAUGCUAAAACAAUCAAAAUCUGCUUCUCUUGGGGUGGAAGAACAGGUACCUACUAUUUUACUCUUAGAAAUGGAUAGCCUGAUUAUUUGA
Molecule: messenger RNA, 3137 nt
Organism: Spirodela intermedia
Lineage: Eukaryota; Viridiplantae; Streptophyta; Magnoliopsida; Alismatales; Araceae
Source: the annotation of a GenBank genome assembly